Molecule: messenger RNA, 2864 nt
Organism: Photinus pyralis (common eastern firefly)
Lineage: Eukaryota; Metazoa; Arthropoda; Insecta; Coleoptera; Lampyridae
Exons: 4
Coding region: 1864-2442 (192 amino acids)
Source: RefSeq, a predicted model, not a curated record
AUACUUUUAAGAUGAAGGAUAUUGGUGAAGUAGAUUAUAUCCUUGGGAUGAAAGUUGAGCCUGAUAGAGUAGCGGGGAAGGUAAGAGUAUUGCUAUUCCUAUGGAUGCAAAUUAAAAAUUAUCCAAGGAGUUUUUCCAUUAAUGAGAUGAAGGAAAUAUCUUAUCAAGCGGCAAUUGGCUGUUUAAUAUAUGCAGCACCUGAUAUUUCUUACGCAAUUCGAGCUUAAGUUCAACAAAAAUCCAGAGAAAGUUCACUGGGCAGCGGUCAAGCGCGUUUUUCGUUAUAUCAAAGGAACUUUACACUUUAAGUUUGGGUUCAAGAGAAACGAUGAAGACACGAAAGCUUUCACCGACACUGAUUGGGCCAACGAUUUUGAUAAUCGACGGUCCACCACUGUUUACAGUUUCUUAAUGGAAGUGUCUCAUGUUCCAAGAGUUAGGCAAGAAAUUGUUUGGUUAAAGAAAUUGUCGUCGGAAAUUUGUGAGGCAGAAAAAAAUGCAGUUCCAGUGGGGAUAAAGGAAAGACUCUUUGUUUUUUCAAUUAGAUCAAGUUAGUUUGAGUUUGUCAGACACCUCACUCCAUGAUCGUUAUUGUUCUUUUGGUAAUAAACUUAUUAAUUACAUUAGUAAUACGCAGAUUUUUGCCAUGUAGUUAGGUAUAGAAACAUACCAGGAAGUCAACAUUUUUGAGGAAGUAAGGGAAGUGCGAUGUAAAAGGUUUUCCCCUUAGAUCACCUUAUCUAGAAUUGAGAAGAAAAACUACCCCUUCCAAUUUGCUGAUGAUCUUCGCGCACAUUACCAAAGCAAUUUGUAAGAACUUGAACUGAUGACAUCAGUGGGAGAGUUCACACCUACCCCUCUUAAACUUUUACUGCUAGUGUUGUGACACUAGCUCUUCAUAAUUGAAUGAUGAGAGUUUUUGUAAAUAGAUGAGGUAACAGUAGCCUUCGGCGGAACGAAGUAGGUCCCAUUUCAGACACGUUCAACUCAUAAAUCUCCAAAUCGGCCAAUAGGACGUUACCUAACAAAUCCUGCCGAUUUCCGUUCUUCUCCCAAAUCGGAACGACGUUUUCUAAUUUAUUCAAAUCCAUUUACGAUGCGUAAUAUGUCACAGUAAUACCAUUUGAUAUGAAUAACCUUCGCGUGUACAUCGUUGCAUGGAGCAAAAUGUUAUAUGAAACUGAAAAAACCAACACCGCAACCUUCGCGGAUCUAAUCAAGAUCGGCGAUAAUGAAACGCAUUCGAAAAAAUUUUGUUUAUACAAAAUGUACGCGGAAACUGGGACACUCUGCAUACAGGUGCUUGAGGAGGCGGCGUCCAAGAACAAUGCAAUGAUGCAACAAAUACCCGGCAUACAAAUUGUGCCUGCUACCUUCAUUAACUUUUCCACGAGUUUAGUUAUGCAUUAGAUCUCGUCGUAAAGCGGCUCUUUUUAGAGUUUUCGAAAAAGUCGCCGACGCCCAUUACGCAAUUGUAGUAAUAACAGAAAACAAACUCGGUGGAACGCCAUUAACUUUAAAUAAUUGUACUAAGGUACAAAGGUGUGUGUGAUGUUUUUCAAAUUAUAAACUCAAGGUCUAAAAGCAGUACAGUUUGUAAUACGGUCCUGUAAUUAAUUAGCCGUGAAGUACCUCAGUUUCCUUUAUUAGAAAAACCGUCGCGUACUCUGCCCAUAAAUAAUUAACGGCUCAUUAGUUAAUAAAUGGACGUUAUGAAAUUGAGAACGGACGUCGGUCGCGUAUCCGAAAGUUAUGCGGGAUUAUAAAUGAAUGUAUCGAAGGAACGAACGAGCUCAGCUUCUGUGAUAUUUUGGCGAUGAUAGACUUAUAGUUAAGGUGUUUAGACUGAUAGUGCCAUGUUGAAUGGUGGUGAUCGUAAUCGUGGUGGACCCCCAUGGUCCAAAAAAGCGUCAAGUUUCGCCACCAAGUCGCGUUUUUUAUGUGUCUCAAGUUGUUAUUGACCAAUCUUUUCUUACGCAGGUGGAGCCGGGGGAGACUUUCGCCACUGUGAAAGAAGAAGAAUGGGUUAGCAAAAAAAAGACUGAGGUGACGAACACAAAGCAAAUCGAAACUCGAGUCAAACGCCAAGUGGUCUUGGAAGAUGGAAAGGUCGUCGAGGAUUCCGGUCCAGUGGUCACCACCAACACCACCGAGGAUACCGAAACACAGAGUUAUCAUCAAACCGAGUUACGCAAACACGGCGACGAUGAUAAGGAUAAGGAAACGGCGGCGCUGGAAAACGGGGGCGAGGAGAAAAUUGCAAUUUUAGACAAGGCAGUGGCCGUGCCCAAUCCGGAUGGGCUCGUCAGGGAGGUGAAGGAACGACGUGUUAUAUCCAGGGAGGAAAUUGACGAUGUAAAGGAGACUGAAGAUGUACAACAUUUGGGGGACAUAACGGAUGAGUCGAAUACAGUGCCAAUUAAGUGGGCUGAAUAUUCGUAGUUCCAUGAUUGUCAUCGACUUGGCGUUUACUUAUAAAAAUCACCGUCUUUGUAAAUAACAUAACUUCGAUUGAAGAAGAAAUACACCCUCCAUUUAGUGGCUUGUUGCAGAAGCAGAAAAAGUUGGUUACUGAAAAAUCCAAAAGCCUAUUAUGAAGAAUAUGAAAGGUGGUUGGCGUGGACGAAUAGGGAGCAUCAUUUAAAAAAAGUCUUCGCUGCAUCGUUAAUGCUGGCACAUAUGAGGGAAAGACAUCUGUUGCAUUUCCAGAGAACGAAAGUCCCAGAUUAUAAUUUUUUAUGUCAUAUUUGAAGUAACGUUAUCGUGGGAGAGAAUACCUAUCGGAGAAAUUUUCCAUUGUCCAAGAAACUUAUGCGAUAGGUAUUCUCGCACGACUAGGGCGUUGUGCACGGGUGCACCAUUCU